GGAGGGCUGGCCAUGGAUUUUCACCAUUAAUCCACUUCCACAAAAGCCUUAACUUGAUUUAUUUAUUGAUGGAACCUGUGCUCAUCCACUUCCGCUCUUGGGGAGCCAAUGAGCUGCACCAAUUCCAUAGUCUCUGCAAAUUGACAGUUAGAGUAGUUGGAACUUGGAAUGAAUUAAAAGGAAACGAAGACCUAAAAGGAGAUCAGCAUCUUCGUCAAAAUCAAUUCAAUGGCGGACGCAGAUCAGAAGAAGCUGAAGCUGUAUUCCUUCUGCGGAAGCUCCUGCUCUUUCCGCGGCUUCAAUACCAAUAUAUACCUGUUAAUCUUUUCAAGGGAGAACAGUUGACUCCCGAAUUCAUCAAGGUCAAUCCCAUUGGGUAUGUGCCGGCCCUGGUUCAUGGCGAUGUUGUGGUGUCUGACUCUUUAGCUAUUUUGAUGACAAGUACCCUCAACAUCCACUCUUGCCAUCCAAUCUUCAUAAAAGAGCCAUCAAUUAUCAGGGACAAAUUCGGUGCAGAUGAGGAACUUUCUUUUGCCAGAGACCAUAUUGGCAAAGGCUUUGAAGCACUUGAGAAGCUUUUAAGAGGCCAUGCAGGACGAUAUGCAACGGGAGAUCAAGUUUUCUUGGCUGAUUUGUUUUUGGCUCCUCAGAUUUAUGCAGCAAUUAAGAGGUUCAAUAUUGACAUGGUCAUGGUGGCACCAGUUACUUAUCCUGAAGGGAAGGUUCGAUUAGAUUGCAGUUCUAUAGCCUGUGCUCUCAAUGAUCCGACAAGCACUUCUGGCUUGAAGAAUAAAGCACCAGACCACACAGACUACAGUUACACAUCAAUUUCAGGUAAAAUGGAUUCCUUUAGAGAACUUAGAGAGCCACGAGGUAACCAGGGCAGAGAGGAAGAAGAGGAAGGGGUUAUAUCUGUAGAGCCUAUCACGAUGAUAGUGCCGCCGGCGCUGCAGGACUUGCUGGAAACGUUAAUGCCUAAGAGCAGCGCUAGUUCGAGCGCUAGGGACAAUGGUGGCGACCACCACACUACAUCGUCCAACAACUCGUCCUUUGAGGAGACACCCAACCGCGAGGAAGGGACAGGGAAUGUGGUUGGCAAUGACCCAGAUCUGCCCGUGGUUGGAGAAUGGGAAAAUAGGGUACUCACAGGCAGAUUGAGUAACCUACGCAAGGCACCCAAGGACCUGCCCGCUGGAUUUAGAUUCAGGGUGGCGCUUCAUGAUGAAGUAGCAGACAGCGCGCCCUCAAUAAGUGGGUACAAGAAACUGGAGGAUAUGCAUAAGGUUCAUCAUAGGCUUUAUGCUGUUGUGUACGAGGUUGGAGGUACCGGCGAAGGCGAUAGUGUUCAGGUCGCUGUUCCAGUGUCGGAGCAGCUCGUUGUGUUCGGGUUUGUCGACGCGGCAAACCAGUUCACAGAAGGAGAAAUGAGCAGCAUACUCGAACGCCAGCAUCAACGAGCCCAGGGCUCCCGAGGUCGUGCAGUGGGCGGUACUUCACAAAGGCAGGCACGAUUUGACGAGCGACCGCCUCCAGCGCCACAAUCUCGCAGCUCGUCAAAUUGUGGUUCUAGCUCGGCAUCCAAGCCUCGCGCCGAGCAGCUGCCUGCGCAGGUGGCUCAAACUGCGGCCGUGUGCUCAUCCAACGUGCCAUCAGCCACAACGCGGGCAGCAGCAGAGCCCACAUCUACGUUGGCCUCAAUGUCGGUGCCUAGGAUCGCGUAUCCGGACGGCUUUAGCUAUGUGAAGCUUGAUUGCCAACUCGCCAUGGUGCAAGGCAUGCAAAGCUUUGUGCCUCCCGUGGAUCGUCAACGGGCAAGGACUUUUGUGCAGCAGCAUGGCGGGCAAGUCGCUAUGGCGUUCAGCUACGUGGUAACAUUGUUCAAGAGCAAGCAAAGAGCUCGCUCUCAGAAUAACGAGCUCAGCGCCAAUUGCAAACAAUUGGCCGCAGAAAAGGCCAGCCUUGUGGAUGAUGUCAAUCGUCUGCAAGGCUCGGAGAUGGCCAACCGAGCUGCUACAGGGGAGAGCCUAGCAGAUGAGCUCACAAACAGAAAUAACGAGCUCAGGGAGGAGCUGGAGAACCUCAGUGCAAUUGAAGAGGCCCUGAACGAACUGAAGACUUCUCAUGGGCGCUCUGACGCUGUGACGGUGGCAUCUGCAAACAUGACCACGGAGAUCUACAACGAGAUCCGUGGGAAGGUGCUGCAACAUCGCCCGGACUUCCCAAUACGCGAGCUGGCGUUCUUCGACGGGGAGGACCUCGACGAGCAGGUCCUAGAGGAAGGGGAGGACCCAACAGGCCUACCCACCUUCGACUCCUGGGUUGAAGGGGCUCCUGUAGCUGAACAGGAGCCAUCAAGCACUCCACCCAACUCUCAGCCCGCCGUGGUGCCGGCCAGGUUGCCCGUCAUUGCACGCCCGCCAUUCACUCACCUCCAGCUCGUGUCCAUGCCCGUCGAUUUGACGGAUGAUUAGGCUUAGGAUUUUUUCUUUUUGAUCUUUUGUAUUUUUUGUUUCUACAUUUUUGUAUUGAUCAAUGGAUCCAUUCCAUAUGUACCUCAAAUGUAAACAUCCUUGAUGAAAUACAAACAUGAAUUUUCC
Molecule: messenger RNA, 2597 nt
Organism: Rubroshorea leprosula
Lineage: Eukaryota; Viridiplantae; Streptophyta; Magnoliopsida; Malvales; Dipterocarpaceae
Source: the annotation of a GenBank genome assembly